UUAAAUAUCAGCAACUUCUGGACGAUUACCCCAAGUGCUUCAUCGUGGGCGCAGACAAUGUCGGCUCGAAGCAGAUGCAACAAAUUCGUAUGUCGCUCCGUGGAAACGCGGUUGUCCUCAUGGGCAAAAACACCAUGAUGAGAAAAGCGAUCCGUGGUCAUAUAGAACGUAACGCGGCACUGGAGAAAUUACUGCCUCACAUCCGCGGUAAUGUCGGAUUUGUUUUCACCCGGGGUGAUCUGAUCGAAGUGAGGGACAAGCUGCUGGAGAACAAAGUACGCGCACCGGCCAGGGCAGGAGCCAUUGCGCCCUUGAGCGUUAUCAUCCCCGCGCAGAACACUGGACUCGGUCCCGAAAAGACUUCGUUCUUCCAAGCUUUGAGUAUCCCGACCAAGAUCUCCAAGGGUACUAUUGAAAUUAUAAAUGACGUCCAUAUCCUCAAGCCUGGCGACAAGGUGGGAGCUUCCGAGGCCACGCUCUUGAACAUGCUGAACAUCUCUCCUUUCUCAUAUGGAUUACUCGUCGAACAAGUAUACGAUUCCGGCACUAUCUUUGCGCCCGAGAUUCUAGACAUCAAACCCGAGGAUCUACGUGAGAAAUUCAUGGCUGGAGUUGCAAACUUGGCUUCGGUUUGCUUGGCGAUUGGCUAUCCUACGGUCGCUAGCGCGCCGCACAGCAUUGCGAACGGCUUCAAGAACCUGCUGGCCAUCGCUGCUGUUACCGAUGUUGAAUUCGCGGAAGCUGCCACCAUCAAGGAGUACAUUAAGGUACGAUAUUGGCACAUUUAUACUCCACAGUUCUUAAUCAACCUUGAAUGAAUAUAAAUGAUGAAAACGUGACGCGUCUGAAGAUCUUGGUCCACGUGUCAAAACUAGAAAUAGUUGAACCCAUUGACGCGUCAAGAUCGUUGUUGAAUGUUGCGCGGAAGCGCAGUCUGAA
Molecule: messenger RNA, 939 nt
Organism: Temnothorax curvispinosus
Lineage: Eukaryota; Metazoa; Arthropoda; Insecta; Hymenoptera; Formicidae
Gene: RpLP0
Product: 60S acidic ribosomal protein P0
Exons: 2
Coding region: 75-818 (247 amino acids)
Biological process (GO): cytoplasmic translation; ribosomal large subunit assembly
Cellular component (GO): cytosolic large ribosomal subunit
Molecular function (GO): structural constituent of ribosome; large ribosomal subunit rRNA binding
Source: RefSeq, a predicted model, not a curated record